Molecule: messenger RNA, 1935 nt
Organism: Panicum virgatum (switchgrass)
Lineage: Eukaryota; Viridiplantae; Streptophyta; Magnoliopsida; Poales; Poaceae
Product: QWRF motif-containing protein 7-like
Exons: 4
Coding region: 296-1510 (404 amino acids)
Biological process (GO): spindle assembly; centrosome cycle
Cellular component (GO): centrosome; cytoplasm; nuclear microtubule
Molecular function (GO): microtubule binding
Source: RefSeq, a predicted model, not a curated record
AUGAGAGUGACUUGCCCCCACAAAAAAGAACUUCUUUCGCCAUGACACAACAUCGCAACUCGAUCUCGUCCAAGUACAAGCUAUGGCUCCUGCGCUAGCUAUCUCAUCCCCACUCCCAGCCAGCCAGCCAGUGCGUUGCAUUCUUCUUCUUCUUCUUCUUCUUCUUCUCCUCCUCCUCUGGUCGAGUAUUUUGGCCUCUUGAGCAAUGCACUGAUACCCAGAUAAGCCAAGCCUGUAUUUAUUAAUUUAUUACAUCAAUUAUUUUAUCUAUCGAUCCUAUAUUUAUCUCGUGUCCAUGGAGCCCUACGGCGGCUCCUCGCGGCGACCCAGCACGGCGGCGACGGCCUCCCGUGCCAGCUCCGGCGCCUUCGUCUACGACGGCAUGCGCGCGAUGCCGCUGUCCACGUCCGCGGCCAACUUCACUCGCUCCCUCCGCAAGGCGGCCUCCUUCGCCCACAAGAAGCCACCGCCCAGCACCGACGUGCCGCCGCCGCGGCGCACGCUGAGCAGCAAGGAGAACAGCGGCAGUGCCAGGGCGGCGCCGACGACGGACGCGCACGCGCUCUUGAUGCAGCCGCGCCGGUCCAUGCCUGGGCCCGGAGCCGCCGCGAGGGGUCCCUGGGAGCCGCCGAGGAGGAGGCGGAGCAGUAACAGCACCGGGACGACGACCGACGACGCGGGUGCCGGGAAGUGGUCGGCGGGCGCGCUGCGGGAGGUGAUGGCGCCGCGCAGGAAGGAGGAGCCCGAGAAGGAGGAGGCCGCGCACCGCGCGCGCAUGCUGACGGCGCGGCUGCUGCAGUGGCGGUUCGCCAACGCGCGCAUGGAGAGGGCCAUGGCACGCGCCACCUCCGCCGCCGAGAACAAGCUGUUCUACACGUGGCUGCGCGUGGCGGAGCUGCGCAACAUCCAGGCGGCCAAGCGGAUCGUGGCGCAGCGGCGGCGGCAGAAGCUAAAGCUGGCCCGCCUGCUGCGCCCGCAGCUCCCGCUGCUGGCGUCGUGGGAGUCCCUCUCCAAGCCGCACGCCGACGCCACGGCCGACCUCGGCCGCGUCCUCUCCGCCGCCUGCACCGGCCUCCCCCUGGCCGCCGGCGCGCGGACCGACGCCGAGUCGCUGCGCGAGGCCGUGUCCUCAUGCGCGGGCACCGUCGACGAGAUCGAGGCCAUGAUCGGCACGUUCCACGCCACGGUACGCGCGAGCGCAUCUCGCCGGCACGACGAGCGGCGCGCUGGGCGAGCUCGCGCGGACGAUCCAGCAGGAGGUGGAGUGCCUGGAGGAAGCGACGCGGCUGUCGAGCAUCGUCACCGGCUUGCAGAUGCAGGAGCUGAGCCUCCGAGCGAAUCUGAUCCAGGCGAGGCAGAGGCUCGCCGGCAUGUGGUCGGGAAGAUCGGGGCCGGCCGUCCUCGCCGCGCCGGCGUUCGCAGCUUCCGGUUGGUGUUUUUGAUCAUCAGACCGGACACGAACAGAAGCAGGGAGUGCAACUACUCACCCCCUGCCACCCACUUUAAUUAAUUAAGAAAAUUGAUUAAGGCGCGAGACUUGUGUUCGUCGCCAAGGGAGGACAGCUGAUUCGACGCGUGGUUACUUUGUGUGCGCGUGACUGGAAAUAAGUUAAGCGGUAGUUGAUGAACGCGGAGGGGCGCACCGUGCGCGUGUUCCCCGGCCGGGUGUGCUAGUUUGUUUAUCGGGGGGUAUAUAUGUAUCUUCCAUGAGGUAUUUAUUCAUUUCUAUCAAGGCGACCAUUUGUGGUGUAUUGGGUGUGUGCAUAUUUGUUUGUGAUUGUGAUUUGAGUUACUCACGGGUAUUUGUGUGUAUGUGUUCAAAACUUGUAAUUUGAGUUAUCAAGGAUUUAUGCAUAUUUAUUUAUGCACCGCUGUUGGGAACAACUGAACAAUGAGCUGGUAUCUACAGUAAUAACUAAUAAAAUGUUUUUAUCA